Calliphora vicina (urban bluebottle blowfly) is the source of this 733-nucleotide messenger RNA. It is a transcript of the gene Cpr51A, whose product is annotated as Cuticular protein 51A. Gene Ontology annotation, cellular component: chitin-based extracellular matrix. The record is from RefSeq and is a predicted model, not a curated record. Bases 103 to 525 code for a protein of 140 amino acids. NCBI's taxonomy places the organism in Eukaryota, Metazoa, Arthropoda, Insecta, Diptera, Calliphoridae. Gene Ontology annotation, molecular function: structural constituent of chitin-based larval cuticle. The transcript has 2 exons.
CGUUUAAAAAACAUAGUCCAGAGUACACUCGAAACGUGCACAUCACUACCAAUUCAUUCAUAGUUCAAUAGUCUAUUAAACUUAAAAAAACAACUAAACAAAAUGUUCAAAUUUGUGUUAAUUUCUUGUGUUUUGGCUGCCGCCAUUGCUUUGCCAAUUGACCAAACCGAUGCCGAAGAAAGAGCUGAAUUGGAGCGCGUUCAAAACGAAUCUGCCCAAUACUCCUUCAACUCUCAUGUCGAGGAUAAAAUCAACGACAACAUGAUCGCUCGCGAAGAAACCCGUGAUGGCUCCAAGGUCAGCGGCAUGUACUCGUACAGUGAUGGUUUCGUUAUGCGUACCGUCUUCUAUGAAGCCGAUGAGAACGGUUACCGUGUAGUCAAGGAAGAUACCCAAGAAAUCGGUGAUGGUCCUCAAUACAACCCCGAGGGACAAGCUGAUGUUGAAGGUUCUUUGAUUGGCAAAUACUCCAUCAAAUUGGAUCAAGAUAAGGAAGAACCCCGUUACAAGGAUAUCCGUGCUUAAGUGAAGAGAAUAUUAACACACAAAAAAAAGUAAAUGAAGAUUUCAUUUAUAUUUCUAACAUUUAGAAAUAGAGACUGAGCCCAGAAAUCAAAUAUUAACAUUUAUCUUUUAAAUCACAUGACAUUUUUUUGUUGUAUUGUUUUGUUAAUUGUAGUCGAGUCUUAACUAUGUAAAAAAAUAAAAAUUGUACAUUUAAGGAAAAAAAAAA